AUGCCCCAGCUUGCUUCCACCGAGGAACCAGUCUUGCCUACGAGUCCGACAUCGGGCGGUGCAGUGGCCUACACCAACAACAAGGACUUGCUGCCUACAAUGGAUGCUGCGGUGAUCACCCCGGCCUCUAUCCCCGUCCGGGGUGGCAGUGACCGGCUCGUCGCCCUCGAACUGGAGGAUGGCACCGUCUACCAGGGCUACAACUUUGGCGCCGAGAAGAGUGUGGCCGGCGAACUGGUCUUCCAGACGGGUAUGGUUGGCUACCCUGAGUCCAUCACUGACCCCUCAUACCGCGGCCAGAUCCUGGUCAUCACUUUCCCGCUGGUGGGCAACUACGGUGUGCCCUCGCGAGACCAGAUUGACGAACUGCUCAAGCUCCCCACGUACUUUGAGUCGAGUGAGAUCCACGUCGCAGCGCUGGUGGUGGCAACUUACGCCGGCGAGGACUUCUCGCACUUCCUGGCGCAAUCUUCACUGGGCCAGUGGCUCAAGGAGCAGGGAGUUCCCGCCAUGCAUGGCGUGGACACCCGUGCUCUAACCAAGCGCAUUCGUCAGAAGGGUAGCAUGCUGGGCCGCAUGCUGCUCCAGAAGGCCAGCGAAACCAACGGCGUCGCCGCUGGUGUCGUCGGUGCCGACUGGAAGUCGCAUUUCGAGCAGAUCGAGUGGGUGGAUCCCAACAAGAAGAACCUCGUUGACGAGGCCCAAGCUCUACUCCCCCCGGCUGAUGUUGCCCUCAAGCACCCUUCGGGUCGUCCCGUUCGGGUUCUGUGCUUGGAUGUUGGUAUGAAGUAUAACCAGCUGCGCUGUCUGCUCUCCCGUGGUGUUGAGGUCAUGGUUGUGCCGUGGAACUACGAUUUCCCCACCCUGGCCGGCAAGGACUACGACGGUCUGUUUGUCUCUAACGGUCCCGGUGACCCUGCAACCCUGACCACCACCAUCGACAACUUGGCCAAGACUCUGAAGGACGCGCGGACGCCGGUCUUCGGUAUCUGUCUGGGUCAUCAGCUAAUUGCCCGCUCCGUGGGCGCCACGACCACCAAGAUGAAGUUUGGUAACCGCGGCCACAACAUUCCUUGCACCAGCAUGAUCUCUGGGAAGUGCCACAUCACCUCUCAGAACCACGGUUUCGCUGUGGACGCCUCCAGCCUCCAGAACGGCUGGGAGGAGCUGUUCGUGAAUGCCAACGAUGGUAGCAACGAGGGUAUCCGCCACACCAGCCGCCCCUUCUUCAGUGUUCAGUUCCACCCCGAGAGCACCCCUGGUCCCCGGGAUACGGAGUACCUGUUCGAUGUCUUCAUCAAGACUAUCCUGAACACCAUUUCUUCUCCCGAGGCCCUGAGCAAGCCAGUGGAGUUCCCCGGUGGCCUCAAGGCUGACAACAUCAAGGCCGCACCCCGGGUGCACGUGAAGAAGGUCCUCGUUCUAGGCAGUGGAGGUUUGAGCAUUGGCCAGGCCGGAGAGUUUGAUUACUCUGGUAGCCAGGCCAUCAAGGCGCUGAAGGAGGAAGGUAUCUACACCAUCCUGAUUAACCCCAAUAUUGCCACCAUUCAAACCUCGAAGGGUCUGGCCGACAAGGUCUACUUCCUUCCCGUGAACGCCGAGUUUGUUCGGAAGGUUAUCAAGCAUGAGCGUCCUGAUGCCAUCUACGUAACCUUCGGUGGCCAGACUGCCCUCUCAGUUGGUAUUCAGCUCAAGGAUGAGUUUGAGGCUCUUGGUGUCCAGGUCCUGGGUACACCUAUUGAUACCAUCAUCACCACCGAGGACCGUGAGCUGUUCGCUCGCAGCAUGGACUCUAUCAACGAGAAGUGUGCCAAGUCCGCUUCCGCGUCCACUCUCGAGGAGUCUCUGAGGGUCGUUCAGGACAUUGGCUUCCCCGUCAUUGUUCGUGCUGCCUAUGCUCUGGGUGGUCUUGGCAGUGGCUUCGCUGAGGACAUGGAUCAGCUGAAGGAACUUUGUACCAAGGCCCUGGCCGUCAGCCCCCAAGUGUUGAUUGAGCGUAGUAUGAAGGGCUGGAAAGAGAUCGAGUACGAGGUUGUUCGUGAUGCUCAGGACAACUGCAUCACCGUCUGCAACAUGGAGAACUUCGAUCCCCUCGGUAUUCACACCGGCGAUUCUAUCGUCGUCGCCCCCUCCCAAACUCUCUCCGACGAGGACUAUAAUAUGCUGCGGACGACUGCAGUCAAUGUUAUUCGCCACCUUGGUGUUGUUGGCGAAUGUAACAUUCAGUACGCCCUGAACCCCUUCUCUAAGGAGUACUGCAUCAUCGAGGUCAAUGCCCGUCUGUCCCGUUCCUCGGCCCUGGCCUCCAAGGCCACCGGUUACCCACUUGCCUUCAUUGCCGCCAAGCUGGGUCUGGGUAUCCCUCUGAACGAGAUCAAGAACUCCGUCACGAAGUCCACUUGCGCCUGCUUCGAGCCCUCGCUCGACUACUGCGUGGUCAAGAUUCCCCGCUGGGAUUUGAAGAAGUUCACCCGAGUCUCCACCCAGUUGGGUUCCUCCAUGAAGUCCGUUGGUGAAGUUAUGAGCAUUGGUAGAACCUUUGAAGAAGCCAUUCAGAAGGCUAUCCGGUCUGUUGACUUCCACAACCUCGGUUUCAACGAGACCAGCGCCCUCAUGUCCAUCGAGGCCGAGCUCCAGACUCCUUCCGACCAGCGUCUGUUCGCCAUUGCCAACGCCAUGGCCGCUGGCUACAGUGUUGACGAUAUUUGGAAGCUGACCAACAUUGAUAAGUGGUUCCUGAGCCGCCUCAAGGGCCUGAGCGACUUCGGAAAGUCUAUGGCUUCUUUCAAUGCCACCACGGUGCCCAUCAACAUGAUCCGCCAGGCCAAGCAGCUUGGUUUCUCUGAUCGUCAGCUUGCUAAGUUCCUGAGCUCCAAUGAGCUUGCUGUGCGCCGCAUGCGUGUUGAGGCCGGUAUCACGCCCAUCGUCAAGCAGAUCGAUACCGUCGCCGCCGAAUUCCCGGCUGUGACCAACUAUCUGUACCUCACAUACAACGCCUCUGAGCACGACCUGACCUUUGACGAUCAUGGUAUCAUGGUUCUGGGUUCUGGUGUCUACCGUAUUGGUUCGUCUGUCGAGUUCGAUUGGUGUUCCGUGCGCACUAUCCGUACUCUCCGAGAGCAGGGCUACAAGACCAUCAUGGUUAACUACAACCCUGAGACCGUCAGUACCGAUUACGAUGAGGCCGAUCGUCUGUACUUCGAGAACAUCAACCUCGAGACUGUCCUCGACAUCUACCAGCUGGAAACCUCGAGCGGUGUUGUUAUCUCUAUGGGUGGUCAGACUCCUAACAACAUUGCUCUGCCUCUCCACCGCCUGAACGUUAACAUCCUGGGUACAUCCCCCGAGAUGAUCGAUAGCGCCGAGAACCGUUACAAGUUUUCCCGUAUGCUUGACCGCAUCGGUGUCGACCAGCCUGCUUGGAAGGAGCUGACCAGCAUUGAGGAGGCCCGCACGUUCUGCGACAAGGUCGGCUACCCUGUGCUGGUCCGUCCUUCUUACGUGCUCUCGGGUGCUGCUAUGAAUACAGUCUACUCCGAGCACGACCUGGCCAACUACUUGAACCAGGCCGCUGAUGUCUCCCGUGAGCACCCUGUCGUCAUUACCAAGUACAUUGAGAACGCCAAGGAGAUCGAGAUGGAUGCCGUCGCUCGCAACGGUGUUAUGACCGGCCACUUCAUCUCGGAGCACGUUGAGAACGCCGGUGUGCACUCUGGUGACGCAACUCUCAUCCUGCCUCCCCAGGAUCUGAGUGCGGAGACUGUGCGUCGCAUUGAGGAGGCGACCAGCAAGAUCGGUAACGCUUUGAACGUCACUGGUCCUUACAACAUCCAGUUCAUCGCCAAGGAUAACGACAUCAAGGUCAUUGAGUGCAACGUUCGUGCUUCGCGUUCGUUCCCCUUCGUCUCCAAGGUCAUGGGUGUGGACCUGAUCGAGAUGGCCACCAAGGCUAUGAUUGGCAUUCCCUUCACUGAGUACCCCCCUGUCAGCGUCCCGAAGGACUACGUCGGUGUCAAGGUCCCCCAGUUCUCCUUCUCUCGUCUCUCGGGUGCUGAUCCCGUCCUGGGUGUGGAGAUGGCCUCGACUGGUGAAGUUGCUUCCUUCGGUCGUGACAAGUAUGAGGCCUACUUGAAGGCUCUGCUGUCCACUGGCUUCCGCCUGCCCAAGCGCAACAUCCUGUUCUCCAUUGGUUCAUUCAAAGAGAAGAUGGAGAUGCUGCCUUCUAUCCAGAAGCUGCACCAGCUUGACUACAACCUGUUUGCUACCGCUGGUACUGCCGAUUUCCUGAAGGAGCACGGUGUUCCUGUCAAGUACCUCGAGGUCCUGCCUGGCCAGGAGGACGACAUUAAGUCUGAGUACUCUCUGACUCAGCACUUGUCCAACAACUUGAUCGAUCUGUACAUCAACUUGCCGUCCAGCAACCGCUUCCGCCGCCCUGCCAACUACAUGUCGAAGGGUUACCGCACUCGUCGUAUGGCUGUGGACUACCAGACGCCCCUGGUGACGAACGUCAAGAACGCGAAAAUUCUGAUUGAGGCCAUCGCCCGCCACUACCCUCUGGAAAUCCAGACUUCUGACUUCCAGACCAGCCACCGCACCGUGGUUCUGCCUGGCCUGAUCAACAUCGCCGCCUUCGUUCCGGAUCUUGCCACCUUCGGUUCCAAGGACUUUGAGCAGGUCACCAAGGCCUCUAUUGCCGCUGGUUUCUGCAUGGUCCGCGUGAUGCCUGUGGGUGUCGAGAGCUCGAUCACCGAGGCCAGCGAUCUGAAGAUCGUUCAGCAGAAUGCUCAGGAACAAGCAUACUGCGACUUCAACCUGUCGGUUGCUGCCACUGCCGACAACUCGGACCAGGUCAUCCAGGUGACUAGCGAGGUGGGCUCUCUCUUCAUCCCUUUCAACCACCUGUCUGGCAAUAUCAAUAAGGUGGCUACUGUGACCAACCACUUUGGAGCUUGGCCCUCGAACAAGCCUCUGAUCACCGAUGCCAAGGGAACUGAUUUGGCUUCGAUCCUCCUGCUGGCUAGCCUGCACAGCCGCAAUGUCCACGUUAUGAGCGUGACCUCCAAGGAGGAUAUCAAACUCAUUGCCCUCAGCAAGGAGAAGGGCCUGAAGGUGACCUGCGACGUCUCCAUCUUCUGCCUGUUCCUGUCUCAGGUCGAGUUCCCCGCCUGCAGCUCUCUGCCCUCUGCCGAGGACCAGAAGGCUCUCUGGGAUCACCUGAGCACCAUUGAUGUGUUCUCUAUUGGCAGCAUUCCCUACCAGCUUGCUGGUAAGGAGGCUACCCCCCAAUCUGGCAUUGCUGAGUCGCUUCCCCUACUCUUCAGCGCUGUUGCGGAGGGCCGCCUGACCGUGGAGGACGUUACUGCUCGCCUCUAUGACAACCCCAAGAAGAUCUUCGAACUGCAUGAUCAGGCCGACUCCUCUCUUGAGAUCGAGAUUGACCGUCCUUAUCUAUUCCAGAGCCCCAGUGGCACCUGGUCUCCCUUCAACGGAAAGACGAUGCGUGGCUCCGUCCAGCGCGUGGUCUUCCAGGGCAAGACUUCCUGCCUUGAUGGUGCGCUCUCCAAGGAUGCUGUCAAGGGUACUGACAUGUCUGCACACCGCAUCAUCCCUACCUCCCCCGUGCACAAGCCCACUACUCCCAUGGUUCGCCCUGAGAGUGCACUGGAUCGACAGACUACCCCCAGCCGUCACGCUCGUGCUCGGGCUCUGGAUGCCUCCGUCCCUCCUAUCAGUGAGCUUGGACCUCCUCUGUACGGCCCGUCCGCCCAGAUGUCGUCCUCUCUGUACGAUAUGCUCUCGCGCUCUCCCUUCCGCGGCAAGCACGUCCUGUCCGUUAACCAGUUCACUCGCUCGGACCUGCACCUGCUUUUCACUGUCGCUCAGGAAAUGCGCCUCGGUGUUCAGCGCCAGGGUGUCCUUGACAUCCUCAAGGGCCGUGUUCUGGCCACUCUCUUCUACGAGCCCUCCACCCGCACGUCCGCUUCCUUCGAUGUGGCUAUGCAGCGCCUGGGUGGCCGCACCAUUCCCAUCGCGACCGAGCACUCCUCCACUCAGAAGGGUGAGACUCUCCAGGACACCCUCCGCACUCUCGGCUGCUACGCUGAUGCCGUGGUCCUGCGCCACCCCAGCCCCAACAGCACCGACAUUGCGGCCAAGUUCUCCACUGUGCCGAUCAUCAACGGUGGCAACGGCUCCAUUGAGCACCCCACCCAGGCCUUCCUGGACUUGUUCACUAUCCGUGAGGAGCUGGGCACUGUCACCGGCUUGACCAUCACCUUCACUGGUGAUCUCAAGUAUGGCCGUCCCGUGCACUCUCUGAUCAAGCUGCUCCAGUUCUACGAUGUCCGUGUGCAGCUGGUCUCCCCCAAGGAGCUGGCCCUGCCCGAGGAGGUCCGCCAGCAGAUCGUGGCCUCUGGCCAGCUGGUCUGCGAGUCUGAGGAAUUGACUCCAGAGAUUGUCGCUCGCUCCGAUAUCCUGUACUCCACCCGUGUGCAGAAGGAGCGCUUCUCGGACCUUGCCCAGUACGAGCGUCUGAAGAACAGCUUCAUCAUCGACAACGCUUUGCUGAAGUAUGCGAAGAGCCACAUGGUUGUUAUGCACCCGCUGCCGCGCAACGCCGAGAUCGCCGAGGAGGUUGAUUUCGACCAGCGGGCUGCCUACUUCCGCCAGAUGAGAUAUGGCCUGUACUGCCGCAUGGCGCUGCUGGCCCUGGUCUUGGCACCCUAA
Messenger RNA from Penicillium canariense, 6729 nucleotides. RefSeq names its product bifunctional carbamoylphosphate synthetase/aspartate transcarbamylase. The record is from RefSeq and is a predicted model, not a curated record. Gene Ontology annotation, cellular component: cytoplasm; carbamoyl-phosphate synthase complex. Gene Ontology annotation, molecular function: aspartate carbamoyltransferase activity; metal ion binding; ATP binding. Gene Ontology annotation, biological process: L-arginine biosynthetic process; 'de novo' pyrimidine nucleobase biosynthetic process; L-glutamine metabolic process. The transcript is spliced from 3 exons. The coding region runs from base 1 to 6729 and encodes 2242 amino acids. NCBI's taxonomy places the organism in Eukaryota, Fungi, Ascomycota, Eurotiomycetes, Eurotiales, Aspergillaceae.